Messenger RNA from Microplitis mediator, 1260 nucleotides. Its product is annotated as 1,5-anhydro-D-fructose reductase-like. Gene Ontology annotation, molecular function: aldose reductase (NADPH) activity. The transcript is spliced from 8 exons. Lineage: Eukaryota; Metazoa; Arthropoda; Insecta; Hymenoptera; Braconidae. The record is from RefSeq and is a predicted model, not a curated record. The coding region runs from base 116 to 1255 and encodes 379 amino acids. Gene Ontology annotation, cellular component: cytosol.
CACCUGAAUCAGUCGGUGAUCUCCCUCAGUACCGACCGCAUCCAUCAUCGACUAGCUCCGAGCUCUUCGAAUAUUUAUUUAAUUAAUUAAUUAAGUUUUUAUAAAAUAUUUCAAAAUGUUUUCUAUUGUUUCAUAUGUUGCGCGCGUUAAUUCAAAACAUUCAAUGAUUUCCCUCGGUGCAAUUGCUGCAGGGAAAAAUUACAAGUUACAACUAUUAGGAAUAAUCCGGGGAAUAGCGAUGAAGUCUAUUAAAUUGUCAUCGGGAUACGAUAUGCCAACAGUUGGCCUUGGCACGUGGCAGACUAAACCUGAAGAAGUCGAAUAUGCUGUCACAACAGCUCUGCAUUUUGGAUAUCGACACUUUGACACGGCAUUCAAUUACAAAAAUGAAGAAGCUGUUGGUAACAGUUUGAAGAAAUGGUUUGCUGAAGGCGGUAAAAGAGAAGAUGUCUUUGUCACUACCAAGUUGCCACAUUUUGGAAACCGACCAUCAGAUGUCGAGAAAUAUGUCAAGUUGUCAUUACAAAAUCUUGGAUUAGAUUAUAUAGAUAUGUACUUGAUUCACAUGCCUUUUGCCUUCGUCUGUGAUAAAACUGGCCUUGCACCUGUUAUUAAUGAGGAUGGAAGUUACAAAUUGGAUUUGGAGACUGACCCUGUCUCUGUUUGGAAGGAAAUGGAGAAGCAAGUGAAAGCUGGACGGCUAAAGUCCAUUGGGAUGAGUAAUUUUAAUGAGAACCAAAUACUAGACGUGUGGAAUAAAUCUGAAAUAAAACCCAGCAAUGUCCAGGUCGAGUUGCACGCGUAUCAUCAGCAAAAACCACUGAGAGAGUUUUGUAAAAAUCUUGAUAUCGCAGUGACUGCUUACAGUCCGUUAGGCUCACCUGGAUCCAAAGAAUACUUUCAAGCGAAAUACAAUUACAGUCCUGACCAAUUUCCAGACCUGCUACGACACCCGGUCGUUCAAAAAAUCGCAAACACUCAUGAUAAAUCGACGGGACAAGUUUUGUUGAGAUACGCGGUACAGAUAGGAGUGAUAGUCAUUCCAAAGAGCACUGAUUACGAUAGAAUUAAAGCAAACAUUGAUAUUUUUGACUUUGAACUGACUGCUGAGGAAGUAAAAGAUCUAGAAGCUCUGGAUCAAGGACCUGCUGGUCGAAUCUUUACAUUUUUAUUCUUCAAAGGAGUUGAAAAUCAUCCGCAAUAUCCGUUCAAAUAUUUACUCCAGGAGGAGAACAAGGCAUCAGCGACCAAUUAAAAUAA